CUCGUCGCGCGCCUGGGGGCCCUGGGGGAAAUUUCCACUCGGCGCCUCGACCAGCUAGCCGCUAAGUGCAUGGACGUGCUGUUCUUCGACGGGAUGGAGGUCAGCAAGGGCUCGAGGCUGCUGGAGUCCUUCCAGUGCAUGCGGCCCAGCCUGGGGACGGCCCGCCACGGCAACUCCUUUGUGGCGCGCGCGGCGCUGGCGGGGUUUCGCCGACGGGCGCGCGGAGGGUCUCGCGAACCUUUGUGCCGCCCGUGGGCGCUGGCCGUGGUCGGGAUCUCCCUGCUGCUGAAGGAACUGGACUUCGCGACGGCGCUGUGGCUGGCCUGGGAUGGCACGCUGCGCCUGCCGUCGGACCUGGUGAGCAUGGCGCCCAAGGCCAUGGUCGGGCCUGGCACGGGCGCGAUGCCAACUGGGGCCUUGUCCUGCGCCCCAGCGACGAGGAGGCGAGGAGCAAGGUCAUGGGCGCCGACGAGGGGGUGAUCCGCGGGGGGCCUGCUGGAGCGGCGGCGGCGGCGCGGCGCUGCGGCGCCUGCGGGGGACUCGGGGCCCUGGCUGCCAGCUCCGGUCGUUCGACGGCCCGUGGUUCACCGAGCGUUUCGAGGAGCGGUCGGCAGCGCUCGCCCACGGCGGCUGCCUACCAGGUGCGCCUGAUCACCGCCGUGACCGAGCGGCUGAGGCGCGCCGGCCCGCGCGGCAGCUUGCGCCACGCCAAGCACGUUUACCACCUGUCGUUGCUGAACGCGAUGCCACGCGCUGCGGCGGACUGGGGCGAGGUGAUCCACGCGCGGCUGGGAGGCCUGCUGCAGGGCGGCAACAUCCUGGAGGCCCACGCCUUCUUGCCGCUCAGUGUGCCGGGGGCCUUGCGCGACAGCCGCGCCAAGGGCUCCGAUUCGGUUGCGAGAAAAAAAGAGCCAGGUGUUCGUCGAGGUCGGAUUCUCGAAAGGUGAAGGGAGUAGACGCCUCAGUGAGUCCAGUGAGCACAGUGCGAUUUGGGUGAAUGCCUCCAUGUGUGACCUCGCCGUUUCUCGCAGCGUGCUCCUGUGGUGGAUCGGUUCUUGUGUCGUUCGCGGCAUUGCUGCGACGCUUCCCGACUUGAGCUCUGACUUAAGCUCUGACCACACUGGGGGCGCAGCCCGUGCAUUGCUAACCUUCUGAAACUUGCCAAUGCUGCCUGCUCCGCUAGAUGCCCAGCGAUUGCAACCAGUCCCUGCAAGGAGCAACUAUGUACGAAGUUCUGUUUGGGCGCAUCUAGAUGUUUGGAGCCGCGCCCGCGGCGUCUGGGCGCCCAGGGUGGCUCAGUGCAUUUUUUUUGCUUCGGGCCGCCACGGGGCGGUCGAAAUUGCGUCGGCCUCGGGCGGGCCUCUCGUUGGUAGUGAUUUUUACGCUGUCGCCCUCGCCGUGCCCCUGCUCCCAGUAAGUCGCCAGUUGUCUUUCUUGGUAGUUCGCCGGCUUCGCGUCUCAGCGUUCGCGGCAAGGGUGCCGCCGAAAAGAAUCGCCAAUGUAUCCCGCCUUCUGUGUUGACAUGGGCCAGAGGCCAAUUCGGGCGCUUCGUGGGGCGAUCGCUUCCGCUGUUUGCGAAGUCAACCGCUGCGCCGUCCGAUGGAUGCGAUCUGGAU
Messenger RNA from Prorocentrum cordatum, 1616 nucleotides. NCBI's taxonomy places the organism in Eukaryota, Dinophyceae, Prorocentrales, Prorocentraceae. The record is from the annotation of a GenBank genome assembly.